This is a messenger RNA of Aspergillus affinis, 7530 nucleotides long. RefSeq names its product chitin synthase class Va (gene chsE). The record is from RefSeq and is a predicted model, not a curated record. The transcript is spliced from 8 exons. The coding region runs from base 1 to 7530 and encodes 2509 amino acids. Gene Ontology annotation, biological process: regulation of DNA-templated transcription. Gene Ontology annotation, molecular function: chitin synthase activity; ATP binding; cytoskeletal motor activity. Gene Ontology annotation, cellular component: myosin complex; cell periphery; cell septum. Lineage: Eukaryota; Fungi; Ascomycota; Eurotiomycetes; Eurotiales; Aspergillaceae.
AUGGUGGGACACUCCCCGGCGGGAACGACUCCUACUCAUGCGCAGUCCUCGCUGCCUUCGCUGCCGUCGCAUUUGCAGUCGGACACGCAUUUGACGGCACAUCUAGCCAGCCGAUUCCAUGUCGGUUUGCCAACUGCUCGCCUGUCAUCCCAAGCCUUGAUCAGUCUCAAUACAUACACUUCGUCAUCCAAAGGUCCCGAUGGCGCCAAAGAGGGUAGUGCCAUGGGCGAGGCCGAGGACCUUGCCCGGCGUGCUUUUACCCGUCUUGGAUCUCGCGGCGAAAACCAGGCCGUCGUAUUUCUAGGAGAGAGUGGAUCAGGAAAAACCACCAUUCGUGCGCACGUGUUGUCAGCGUUCCUCUCGUUCUCAUCGACCCCUUUGUCGUCGAAACUGUCGUACGCAGCUUUUGUCUUCGACACUCUGACCACCACCAAGUCCCUCACCACACCCACCGCGUCAAAGGCCGGUCUUUUCCUAGAAUUGCAAUAUGAUGGCUCGACCUCCGUCAACCCUACAUUGAUUGGCGGUAAGAUUAUUGACCACAGACUUGAGCGGAGUCGUAUUGCCUCGGUCCCCACCGGCGAGCGAAGCUUCCAUGCGCUCUAUUAUCUCCUGGCUGGCACAAGCGCCGCGGAGAAGAGCCAUUUGGGCUUUGACAACCCCGUUCAUGUGUCCACGGGCAACAAGCUCUCAUCGCCCUCCAUCGGUCACAAAAGGUGGAGAUACCUGGGUCAUCCGACCCAACUAAAGGUCGGCAUUAACGAUGCCGACGGUUUUCAGCAUUUCAAGACGGCUCUCAGGAAAUUGGAGUUCCCUAGAAGCGAAAUCGCCGAGAUCUGCCAAAUCCUUGCCGCCAUUUUGCAUCUCGGCCAGCUGGACUUCAUCAGCGGACAGGCUACCACUACGUCUGCCGAGGAAUCUGGUGGGUAUUCUCACGAGGGCGGUGAAACCGUCACCAUGGUCAAAAACAAGGAAGUGCUCUCUUAUGUCGCUGCUUUCUUGGGUCUGGGUGUUGAGGAGCUUGAAAAUAGCUUCGGAUACCGGACGAAGACGAUCCACCGAGAGCGAGUGACCGUCAUGCUCGACCCUAAAGGCGCACGCCAGAACGCCGAUGAGCUGGCGCGGACCAUCUACUCCCUUAUGGUCGCCUACGUGCUUGAGACCGUCAAUCAGAGAAUCUGCGCCGCUGAGGAUAGCGUGUCCAACACCGUCUCCAUCGUGGAUUUCCCCGGAUUUGCCCAGGCAUGUUCUACCGGAUCCACCCUGGAUCAACUUCUCAGCAACGCAGCAACGGAGUCGCUGUACAAUUUCUGCUUGCAGUCCUUCUUUGAACGGAAGGCCGACAUGUUGGAACGCGAGGAAGUCAACGUACCUGCGACAAGCUAUUUUGACAACACCGAUGCCGUGCGUGGCUUGCUGAAACAGGGCAACGGACUGCUCAGCAUUCUCGAUGACCAGACCAAGCGCGGAAGAACGGACGCCCAGUUUGUCGAAUCGCUGCGGAAACGAUUCGAGAACAAAAACCCGGCUAUCUCGGUGAGCAGCUCCAAUGGAACCGGUUACGUGUCCCAAGGAGCACGAUCGGCCUUCACAGUGAAACAUUUCGCCGGUGAGGUUGAUUAUUCUGCCGACGGCUUAAUCGAAGAGAACGGGGAAGUCGUUUCCGGCGACCUCAUGAAUCUCAUGAGAUCCACAAGAAGUGAUUUCGUGAGAGAACUCUUUGGUCAGGAGGCGCUGCAGACCGUGACUCACCCCAAAGAGAAAACCGCCAUCAUGCAAGCGCAGGUCAGCUCGAAGCCUAUGCGAAUGCCAAGCAUGGCGAGGCGAAAGACGAGUCCCGCAUCUCGACUAGCAUUCGAUGCCCCCCUUGCAGAAGAACAAGACGAGUACGAGAGCCAAGUGGGCAGCACGAAGAACUCCAAGGGUGGCCGAAAGAGCAUGAUGCUCACCAACGGUAUGCAGGGUGCCGCGGGCCAGUUCCUUGCCUCGCUUGACAUUGUCAACAAAUACCUCAGCUCAGCCGACGUCAAUCCCUAUUUCAUCUUCUGUCUGAAGCCGAAUGACCGCCGAAUUGCCAAUCAGUACGAUAGUAAAUGUGUGCGCGCACAGGUGCAGACAUUCGGAAUCGCUGAGAUCAGUCAACGUCUCAGAAAUGCGGACUUCAGCGUAUUCCUUCCCUUUGCGGAGUUCCUCGGUCUGGCUGAAAUCGGAAACGUUGUGGUCGGAAGUGACAAGGAGAAGUCCGAGGUCGUUUUGGAUGAGAAGCGGUGGCCCGGGAAUGAAGCGCGAGUCGGCAGCACAGGUGUGUUCCUCAGCGAGCGCUGCUGGGCAGAUCUGGCCAAGGUUGGAGAGCGAGUCGUUCCUGUUUAUCCCGCCGAGGGAUCAGAUGAGGGCGGCGACGGAUUGCUCCAUCCUCGGACUGCCGGCUACAUGGACUCUAAAGUUCGCCUUCUCAACCCCGCUGACCAAUCUCCUGGUACCUAUAUUUAUGGGGAUGACAACAAACAGGGCUACUUUGGUAGCCGCGAUUUGGAUGGACGCUCCGACGCCGGCGGCUCUGCCUUCAACUCGGGCGACAUGUUCCGUAAUCUGGAAACCAAAGAGCAAAUGUUGGAGAAAGGAAAUGAGAAGAAGAUGGAGGAGGUCGAUGAACAUCCUGUCUCGGGCAGUCGCAAGCGCUGGAUGGCUAUCGUCUACCUUCUUACCUUCUAUUUGCCCGACUGGGCAAUCAAAGUCUUCGGCCGGAUGAAACGCAAGGAUGUGCGACUCGCCUGGCGCGAAAAAUUCGCCAUCAACCUGAUCAUCUGGUUCAGCUGUGGUCUCGCAAUUUUCAUCAUCGUCGGUUUCCCUGGUCUCAUAUGUCCUACACAGCAUGUCUAUUCCGCUUCCGAGCUACAAUCGCAUGAUGGUAAAGACGGUCAUAGCUCUUUCAUUGCCAUUCGUGGCGUGGUUUUGGACCUGGACAAAUUUAUGCCCUCUCAUUAUCCUGAUAUCGUUCCGCAGUCAGCACUGAAAAAAUAUGCCGGUGUCGACGCGACUGGUCUCUUCCCGGUGCAAGUGUCAGCUCUCUGCCAGGGCAAGUCUGGCAAGGUUGACCCGUCGGUGCUCUUGGAUUACAAGCCAACGAACGUGUCUGGCUCGGCUAAUACGAUAAGCACUGGCGACGUCAACGCCAAAUACCAUGAUUUCCGCCAUUUCACGAACGACUCGCGUCCUGAUUGGUUCUACGAGCAAAUGUUGAUGCUAAAAUCGAAUUACAAAAAGGGUUACAUUGGCUACAGUUCAGAGUACCUGAAGACCCUGGCCGAGAAGAAGUCGAAAUCGAUUGGAAGCAUCGACGGCAAAAUCUACGAUCUGACGGAUUACGUGGCUGGAGGCCGAAGAACGCAGGCCCCUGCUGGCGAAGAGGUUCCGUCCGGCGUCGACCGCGAUUUCAUGGACCCGGGGGUAGUACAGCUGUUCCAGCAACUUUCUGGUCAGGAUAUCACGAAAUACUGGCAGAACCUGAAUAUCGACGAGGGUCUCCGGAGUCGAAUGCAACUCUGCCUAGACAAUCUCUUUUUCGUCGGUCAUGUCGAUACCCGUAAUUCGCCUCAGUGCCAGUUCGCACAAUACUUCCUUCUCGCCAUUUCGAUCUUCAUCUGCUUGAUCGUUCUCUCCAAGUUCUUGGCGGCACUUCAGUUUGGCAAAAAGAACAUCCCUGAGAACCUCGAUAAGUUCAUCAUCUGCCAGGUUCCGGCUUACACCGAAGAUGAGGAGUCUCUUCGUCGUGCUAUCGAUUCCAUGGCUCGCAUGCAGUAUGACGAUAAGCGCAAGCUCUUGGUUGUGAUCUGUGACGGUAUGAUUAUUGGACAAGGCAACGACCGUCCCACGCCCAGAAUUGUCUUGGACAUUCUAGGCGUUCCCGAAUCGGUGGACCCCGAACCCCUUAGCUGCGAGGGUCUGGGCGAGGGCUUGAAGCAACACAACAUGUCCAAAAUCUAUUCCGGUCUGUAUGAAGUGCAAGGUCACAUUGUUCCUUUCCUGGUUGUCGUCAAGGUCGGAAAACCCUCCGAAGUGUCGCGACCUGGUAACCGUGGAAAGCGAGACUCCCAGAUGGUUCUCAUGCGAUUCCUCAACCGCAUUCAUUACAACCUGCCUAUGAGUCCGAUGGAAUUGGAAAUGCAUCAUCAAAUCCGCAACGUUAUAGGAGUUAAUCCGACCUUCUACGAAUUCAUUUUACAGGUCGACGCCGACACAGUCGUUGCUCCGGAUGCAGCUACUCGAAUGGUGGCGCCCUUUUUGGCCGAUACUCGUAUCAUCGGUGUCUGCGGAGAAACAGCGCUGACCAACGCGAAAACUUCCGCGGUGACCAUGAUCCAGGUCUACGAAUACUACAUCUCCCACAAUCUCAUCAAGGCUUUCGAGAGUUUGUUCGGUUCCGUCACAUGUAUGCCUGGUUGUUUCUCCAUGUAUCGCAUUCGUUCUGCCGAAGCCGCAAAGCCACUGUUCGUCAGUCACGAGAUUUGCGAGGCGUAUUCCGAGAUCCGCGUUGACACCCUGCACAUGAAAAAUCUUCUGCACCUCGGUGAGGAUCGUUACCUGACGACCCUUCUCCUGAAGCAUCAUCCCAAGUACAAGACUAAGUUCAUCUUCGCUGCGAGAGCCUGGACUAUUGCUCCCGAGAGUUGGGCUGUGUUCUUAUCGCAACGUCGUCGGUGGAUCAACUCUACUGUUCAUAACCUGAUUGAGUUGAUUCCUCUUCAGCAACUGUGUGGUUUCUGCUGUUUCAGUAUGAGAUUCAUCGUUUUUGUUGAUCUUCUUUCCACCGUUAUCCAGCCCGUUACCAUUGCCUAUAUCAUCUAUCUCAUUGUCUGGCUUGUUCGGGAUACGUCCACCAUCCCUUACACGUCUUUCAUUUUGCUCGCAGCCAUCUAUGGUCUACAGGGUCUCAUCUUCAUUCUCCGUCGGAAGUGGGAGAUGAUUGGUUGGAUGAUCAUCUACAUUCUCGCCAUGCCCGUCUUUGCCCUGGCUCUUCCGCUGUACUCUUUCUGGCACAUGGAUGACUUCUCAUGGGGUAACACUCGUGUCAUCACUGGAGAAUCAGGUCGUCAACUUGUCAUCUCCGACGAAGGUAAAUUCGACCCAGCGUCUAUCCCCAAGAAGAAGUGGGAGGAGUAUCAGGCAGAACUGUGGGAAGCGCAAACCUCUCGGGAUGAUCGAUCCGAAGUUUCUGGCAUCUCCUACGGCACUAAGUCCUACCACCCGGGUCAGUCCGAAUAUGGAUUCCCUGGUGCUCGACCGGUGUCGCAUCUUGACCUCCCUCAUCAUGGAUCACGGAUGUCGUUGGCUCCUUCGGAGAUGAUGAGCCGGCAUAUGGACAUGGAAAUGGAGGACCUCAGUCACCUGCCUCCUGAUGAUGCUAUCCUUGCCGAAAUUCGUGACAUUCUCAGAUCCGCGGAUUUGAUGACUGUGACGAAGAAGAGCAUUAAACAAGAGCUGGAGAGACGUUUCGGUAUGAGCCUAGACGCCAAACGCCCGUACAUCAACUCAGUCACGGCUUCGCCUCCAUCGACCUUCUUGAAACUCCCGAGUCUUCUCGAAGCAGGGCCGAAAUAUCGGGGCAUUCUCCCGCGAGAGAUGCGCUCUUACUCCGGCUGGAAGUUGAAAUGCGAUGAGUCUAAGCCGGCUUGUAACAAAUGUGUUAAAGCGUCUCGGAACUGUGUCUACGGAGAACAAUCUAUAUUCCGUAGCCAGGAGAUCGAUUCGACGCCAGAUCGCAAAAGACGAUGUACUAGCGAUCAGCGAGAGAAGCAGGCUGGCGAGACCGGGGAACAAACUACCUGGGUAGACCUUCCAGCUGAAUUCACGUUCGUUCAGGUGGAAGACCCCGGGGACGUUGAGAGUUCAAGGGCAAUAGAGACUAGUGAAGCAACUGCGGAUGAUGAAGAAAAUGGUACAGGAAGGGCGAUAAAUACUGGCGAAGGAUAUGAUACUCCUGGGUCUCGUCCAGCGUCGCAUUAUGCCCCUGCUGCGACACCUUCUUUUCACCGCACAACGACCAGCGGCCAGCAUACACCACGACCGAAUGAUUCUUCCAUCUAUUCCAGCCACUACCCAGAGUCUCAUUCGCUCGACAAAGUUCUUGUCUCAUACCUUUUGCGGCAUUUCAAGCAAGGCCCAGGCCAGUGGAUGGAUCUUCUGGACACUACGUCAUACUUUUCCUCCAAAGUGCCUGUCAUCGCGGCAUCAAAAGCUUUGCUGAGAUCUGCGGUUUGUGCCCUCUCUGCAAAGCAUCUCAUACAUGUCUGUCGAGUUAGGAGCCAAGCUGGUGCCAACUCUAGGUUCUUACCUAGUUACAUCGGCCUUCCCUCCUCCAAUGAAGAGACAUGGCGAUAUCACUCAGCGAGAUACUACGACCAAGCCCUUGGGCAUCUCAAGGUUGCUGUGACAUCAGAAUCGUAUUCCAAUAACUUACCGGAUAAGGAGGAAAUGCUCGCGGCUGUCGCGAUCCUUUGUGCUUUUGAGCUGAUGGACGCCCCCGGGAGCGCAUGGAGAGCUCAUCUGAGUGCUUUGCCUCUUUUCGAUGAUCAGUCUACUUCUGUGUCCGGUCAUUCUUCAGUCAUCAUCCCUCAUACAGCUAUAAAAGGCCCGAUAUUUUGGAGUCUGGCGAGACAAGACCUGCUAUGUGCCUUCAUAAGCGAGACCGCAACCCGACUGGACUUGAAAGAUAUGCGUCUCUGGCAGAACGCAGGAUUGGCUACGGACGAGAAUGGGGAGCUUUUACCCUACAGCCCACUAGACGUGAUGGAAAGUCAAAUCUCCUCCGCAUUCGAAGAAGAUAUGAAGAGCAACGAGCUUACCUGGAUUCUCGGUAAAAUUGCCAACUUUCUUACUGCAGGGGACGCUUUAGUCCCGGGGAUCAAUGCGUUACCACCCUGCCAACGGCCUCUAAUCGGGCUGAACCAGGAACAUCUUUUAGAGCGGUGGAACUUACUGAUGACCGACUUGGAUAGAUGGCAUGAUUCUCUUCCUGCAUCAUUCCGUUCGACAGCUCGUACCCGAAGACUGGGCAGCGCAGCUCCAGGUCUUGAGCUGAGCUUCGACACGUUCGAGCAGAUCUGGUUCGAUGUGCCAUUGUGCGCAGCAACGAUCCAGAGCUACCAUCAAGCCAAAAUCUUGUUAUUGGCUAACGAACCGCAAGAAUCAACUGCUAUUCGUUCCACCGUCUCAGCACGCCUGAGAUCCUACCGGCAUGCCCUCCGGGAAGUCAUCUAUCAUGCCCGGGAGGUCUGCGGUAUCAGUCUUGCCAAUCCGACAGACCCGUUCCGGGUCCAUUCCGUACAGGCCCUGUUCGUGGCCGGGCAGGUCUUCCAGGAGCGUCGUGAGCAGGACGCGGUCCUUCAGCUACUUUCUGGAAUUGAAAGGGACCUUGGAUGGACUACGAGAUAUCAUAUGGCGAAGUUGAAGGAUGAAUGGGCCAGAGGGAGAGAAGGGAAUCACGUUGAUCGUGAUACGCAGGGCUAUGAGUCCAAUUGGUUCAUCUCCUAG